Trichosurus vulpecula (common brushtail) is the source of this 897-nucleotide messenger RNA. RefSeq lists its product as uncharacterized. The record is from RefSeq and is a predicted model, not a curated record. Bases 1 to 897 code for a protein of 298 amino acids. The transcript is spliced from 5 exons. NCBI's taxonomy places the organism in Eukaryota, Metazoa, Chordata, Mammalia, Diprotodontia, Phalangeridae.
AUGGGCGCUGACCACACCCCUCGCCCGUUGUCCACUGUCCCCGGGACGGUCCGCUGCCAGUCUGUUGGUACUGGGGUUUGGGGGCCAGAGACCGGGAGCUGUCAGACCGCCCAUGCGCGGAGUCAGCUACAGCAGAAGCUGCGGGAGCGCGCAGAGGAAGAGGCAGAAGGGCAGCUCCUCCAAUGUAACUCUCCUCCUGCUACCGCGGCGCUGGUAGCAGCAGUAGCUGCAGCGGCGGCGGCAGCAUCUCGCCGUCCCAGAAGCUACACCAUGUUUCUAGCUGCCCAGCCACUGACCAGAGAGGACUUUUCUUUUCUCUUCUUUUUGGCUUUGGCAUUUGGGAGCACCGGGCAGCCAAGUGGGAAGUGGGCUACAGAAGAAGGGUUGAGAAAGCAGCUGCACAAGUCGGAGCCCGGCUCCGGCCUGAGACUUUCACCGAUGUGGCAAGAAGCGAUGAGAAGGCGCCGCUAUCUGCUGGACAGGGCAGAGGCUGCCACUGGUGGAGGCGGCAAUGGCUCGGGGUCCGGAGCUGGGGGCUGUGGCGGCCGGCUGCACAAGUCCCGAGACUGGCUCUACGAGUCCUAUUACUGUAUGAGCCAGCAACACCCACUCAUCGUCUUCCUGUUGAUAAUUAUCAUGGGCACCUGCCUAGCCCUCCUCUCCGUCUUCUUUGCUUUGGGGCUGGAAGUUGAAGAUCACGUGGCAUUUUUAAUAACAGUUCCAACAGCCCUUGCUAUUUUCUUCGCAAUAUUUAUUCUUGUCUGCAUUGAAUCUGUAUUUAAGAAGCUGCUUCGUGUUUUCUCUUUGGUAAUAUGGGUAUGCCUCGUCGCCAUGGGAUAUUUAUUCAUGUGUUUUGAGGGCUCCAUCUUUCCUUGGGACCAGGAGUUAAAAGGCUAA